Molecule: messenger RNA, 813 nt
Organism: Drosophila persimilis
Lineage: Eukaryota; Metazoa; Arthropoda; Insecta; Diptera; Drosophilidae
Exons: 2
Coding region: 185-388 (67 amino acids)
Source: RefSeq, a predicted model, not a curated record
AACACCGGCAAACGGAACGGAACGGCACAAAACGGCACGGCGGCAUUCGAUGACAGACGUGCGAAGUUGAAGCAGCAACAAAAAAAAAACAGCAGCCCACCCAGCCACCCAGCCACCCAGCCAGCCAGCAGCUGAAGCUCCAACAUCCAGUAACCCAGCAGACGACAGAUCACAUCCAGCAAAAAUGGGAGGCUGCUGCUCUAAGGACUUGGAUGAUAAGCGCUCCUGGAGUCCCGAGGAGACCAAAAAUGGCAGCACCACAUCGACCAUCAUUGCCCAGCCCAUGGAUGAUGUGGGUACAACCGGAGUGUUUACCCUCACACGCACCACCACGACGAGCACACAGGAGAAAACGGUGACCACCACCAGCGAUGGUGACCAGGAUUAGCAUUAGCCAAUGGAUAACGGAUCCAUCUGCAACUACUAUGUGUAUAGACCCAACCCAAAGCGGAGCCAUAAUUAUUGUAUCCACAAUAACAUCAUAAUUAUUUUUUUUUAUACCAUUUUUUUUUGUACCAUUUUUGUGGUAUUUCAAUGCCAUGUGGGGACAAGUGUGUUUGCUCGAAAGAGAAAGAAUGAGUCGAGAAGUGGCGGCCUUUCCUCGAAAUGUAUGCGAUCGAGUGCGUGUUCGGGUGCGGGCUAUAGAGAGAUACAUAUGUAUGUAUCUAUUCGUAUGUAAAUAUUUAUGCCGAAUGUAUGCAUGCACAUAGCAGAGGGUAGACAGCCAUGUGAAUAUAUGAAUUAAGUGAAGCCGUUAAUUGUUAUACCAGAAUUGCAAUUUUAUACAAAAAAUAAAUUGUUGAAUCGCCAAAA